Messenger RNA from Kalmanozyma brasiliensis GHG001, 1254 nucleotides. RefSeq names its product WD40 repeat. Gene Ontology annotation, biological process: mitotic spindle assembly checkpoint signaling. Gene Ontology annotation, molecular function: ubiquitin binding. Gene Ontology annotation, cellular component: bub1-bub3 complex; mitotic checkpoint complex; kinetochore. Bases 1 to 1254 code for a protein of 417 amino acids. NCBI's taxonomy places the organism in Eukaryota, Fungi, Basidiomycota, Ustilaginomycetes, Ustilaginales. The transcript is spliced from 2 exons. The record is from RefSeq and is a predicted model, not a curated record.
AUGUUGCGGCCAACAUCAUCACGUUCCUCGCCAUCAGCGCCAUCAACAUCGGAUGUGCUCCUUCCAGAUCCACCGUCGGCAUCGGUAACCGCCAUCGUCUUCUCCCCAACCCCGGUCUCCGAUUCGUCUUCAACAACGGACAUCCUCGUCUCCAGUUGGGACCACAAUGUGCAUCACUAUCAGCUCGACACUGCCUCCCUUUCCUCCUCCAGCACCUCCUCAGCAACGACCAAGAUCCGAACCUUCCUGCAUGAAGCGCCCGUUCUAGAUGUCUGCUUCAUCAAUCCCACCCUCGCCGCCUCCGCGAGCGUCGACCGGCGGGUGCGCCUGCUCGACCUGUCCACCGGCAAAUCCCUCAUCCUCGGCAAGCACGACGACUCUGUAACGAAGCUGCGCUAUUGUCCGUCCACCCAGCUGCUCAUGUCUGGCUCCUCGGAUCGCAGUCUAUGCUUCUGGGAGGUCAACGCUUCCGGUGGGACGUUGCUAAAACGCCUCGAGAUGCCGGACAAGGUGAUAGGGAUGGACGUCUCCCCACCCUUCCCGUCCCUCUCCACACCGACUCUCUCCGCUUCCUCCCCCGGAAAGGCCGUGGCGCGCAACUCGACACCUCGUCUCGUCGUCGCCCUCACCGGCCGCCACGUAUGGGUGUACGACCUCCUCCCGCUGCGUCAGGCCAUCGAUCGCGAGCGCGCCGGCGAAAAGGUGAGCGAACGACACUGGCAGCCGGACCAAAAACGAGAGUCAUCGCUCAAAUUCAUGGCGCGCGAUCUGAGAUGCAUGCCGGCGGGGGAUGGGUAUGCCAUCUCCAGCAUCGAAGGUCGCAUCGGGGUGGAGUUUUUCGAUCCCAAACCCGAGACGCAGGCGUUGAAGUAUGCGUUCAAGUGCCAUCGUCAGACGAUUGAUGGAGAUAUGGCUGUGGAGAAUGAAGAGGGGGAAGAGGAGUUGGAGAGGCCAUAUGACGUGGUGUAUCCGGUGCAUGGGGUUGCGUUUCACCCAAGACACGGAACGUUUGCGAGUCUCGGCGGGGAUGCUCAGAUUGCGAUUUGGGACGCUGCGGCCAAGAAGCGCGUUCGGCAGUAUCCCAAGCUGAACAACGCUGUUACAGCGGGCGCCUUCGAUCCCUCAGGCACGCUGCUGCUCGUCGCCACCGGCAGCGAUUCCAUCGAACAAACCGGCGACGUUCAGCUCGUGCUCAAGACCAAUGUCGACGAGGAGUGUCGGCACAAACCCAAGUCGAAGAGCUCCAAGAAGUAG